CGCAAGUGUUCCUGUUUUCUGCAGGAGGAUGCUCCAGGAGUCUCGACGCGCCGGUUGAUUCUGAGCUCCACCCGAGCCCAGACGACGCUUUUUUUUCGCAGUCGCAUUUUACGAUACCUCACCUGUCUUUCCUUCCUUUUUGUUUUUUUUUUUUAUCAAAUAUAGGAUCGUCCCACUCCGGACGCCUCUGCCAACAUGGCGGACCAAAAUAUCUCCCAGUACAAAUACUCGGCGAUGUCCAACCUGGUUCUCCAGGCGGACCGUCGAUUCGUCUCCCGCGUCAACGAUGAACCCACCGGCGACCCAGAAUCCCUUGCCGGACGCAUCGGCAUCCGAGAGAUGGGCUCGCGAAUCUCGCGUGACGACGCGCCGAAGUCGAAGAAGAAGACGGCCGGGCCGACGGAUUUAGAGCGCGGCGCUAUUCGGGAAGGCGAGGACGUGCUCGCUCGCGAACAGAGAAAGCGACAACGUGGCCAGCCCGCUCAAUUACGCGGUCAGGGCAUUCUCUCUGCGGCGGAUGCGCUGGUUGAGGGGUUGAAGUACCGCCCCCGUACCCCCGCUACCCGUGUCACCUACGAUCUUAUCCUCACUAUGACGGCGAACCAUCUGGGCGAUGUGCCCCAUGAGGUGGUGCGCAGUGCGGCUGAUGCCGUGCUCGAGCUGUUGAAGGAUGAGGAUAUGAAGGAUUUUGAUAAGAAGAAGGAGGUCGAUGACUUGCUGGGUAGCGCGAUGAAUCCGAAAGAGUUCAACGAGCUGGUAAACCUAGGCAAGAAGAUUACGGACUACGACGCCCAGGACGAAGACGAGGAUAUGGACGGCGGCUUGGACGGUGAUGCCGAUGGCGAACUGGACGAGCGACAGGGUGUUGCCGUUGUCUUCGACGAGGAGGACGAGGACGACGAGCGCAUGGGCACCGUCGACGAGAUCCGUGAUGACGACGAAUUGUCCGACGAGGACGAGGCCGACCAGCAGGAUGUCGACGAUGCAUCGGGCGAAAAGGCAGACCUGGAGGGGCUGGAAGAGUCCGAGGAAAUGGUCAUAGACGGCGGCCUGAAUCGCCGGGACGAUAAAGGCGAUAAACGCCUAGCGGUCGCGGCCCGGGAGAUCGAUGCCUACUGGCUCCAGCGUCAAAUCGGUGCGGCGUAUUCUGAUGCGCAUAUCCAACAAGAAAAGGCCCUCGAGGCCCUCGAGAUCAUGGGUGGCAAGGACGAGCAGGGCGAAGAGAAGCCCCUGCGCGACGUUGAAAACGACCUGAUGGAACUCUUCGACUAUGACCACCCGGAACUGGUCGCCAAGCUCGUCACCAACCGCGACAAAAUCGUCUGGGUGACUCGCUGGCGGAGAGUGGCCGAGGACGCCGACGCUCGCCAUCUGGUUGAAAGCGAGAUGGUCGAGGCGGGGAACCGUGCCAUUUUGGAUGAGAUCCGUGGCAAACACACCCGCGACGACGGCGCUGGCCGGCCGGAGAAGAAGAUUAAGGUUGAUCUGAUGGACGUCGACGUGCCCAAGGCCCCGGAACCCGAGGAGAAACCCACGGAAGGCGGCCUCGUGCGUGGAUUGCAGCCCAAGCGACAGAUCAACUUGGAGAAUCUCGUCUUCCACCAGGGUAACCAUCUGAUGACGAACCCCAACGUUAAGCUGCCCCAGGGCUCCACCAAGCGAACUUUCAAGGGCUACGAAGAGAUCCACGUGCCGCCCCCCAAGGCCAAGCGGGAACCCGGCGAGAAGAACAUGUCCACGACCGAGCUGCCGGAUUGGGCUCGUGUUGGCUUUGGAAGUUCUAAGGAGCUCAAUCGGAUCCAGACCAAGUGCUACCCGUCUGCCUUCAAGGAUGACGGCAACAUGCUCGUCUGUGCCCCCACGGGCUCCGGUAAGACCAACGUCGCCAUGCUCACGAUCCUCCGUGAGAUCGGAAAGAACCGAAACCCGGAGACCGGCCAGGUGAUGCUGGAUGAUUUCAAGAUUGUCUACAUCUCCCCGCUGAAGGCCCUGGUCCAGGAACAAGUCGGCAACCUUGGAAAGCGUCUCGAACCCUACGGCAUCAGAGUGGCGGAGCUGACGGGUGAUCGUCAGCUCACGAAGCAGCAGAUCGCCGAAACACAGAUCAUCGUCACCACCCCCGAGAAGUUCGACGUUAUCACCCGUAAGGGAUCCGAAACAAGCUACAUCAACCUGGUGCGCCUUAUCAUCAUUGACGAGAUUCACUUGUUGCACGACGAGCGUGGUCCGGUCAUCGAGAGCAUCGUAAGCAGGACCAUCCGCAAGGGUGAGCAGACCGGUGAUCCAGUGCGAAUCGUCGGUCUCAGUGCCACACUCCCCAACUAUCGUGACGUAGGAAAUUUCCUCCGCAUCGACCCGGCCAAGGGCCUUUUCCACUUUGACGGCUCCUACCGACCCUGUCCGUUGAAGCAGGAGUUUAUCGGCGUGACAGACAAGAAGGCCAUCAAGCAGCUGAAGACGAUGAACGAUAUUUGCUACAACAAAGUGCUCGAGCAAGUCGGGCAACGCCGGAAUCAGAUGCUGAUUUUCGUCCACUCGCGAAAGGAAACCGCCAAGACUGCCAAGUACAUCAGGGACAAGGCCCUAGAGAUGGAGACCAUCGGUCAGAUCUUGCGCAGUGAUGCAGCCAGUCGGGCUAUUCUGUCCGAGGAAGCCGAGUCGGUGGAUGAUGCUUCGCUAAAGGAUCUGUUGCCGUACGGGUUCGGUAUCCAUCACGCCGGUCUGAGUCUUGCGGAUCGUGAUUCCGUGCAGGCUCUGUUCGCCGAUGGCAGUCUCCAAGUGCUUGUGUGUACCGCAACGCUUGCCUGGGGUGUCAACCUUCCUGCCCACACGGUCAUCAUCAAGGGUACCCAGAUUUAUUCUCCCGAGAAGGGCAGCUGGGUGGAAUUGAGUCCUCAGGAUGUGCUCCAGAUGCUGGGACGAGCCGGUCGUCCGCAGUUCGACACGUUCGGUGAGGGUAUCAUCAUUACAGCGCAAGCCGAAAUCCAAUACUAUCUCUCGCUCAUGAACCAGCAACUUCCUAUCGAAAGUCAGUUGAUGAGCAAGCUCGCCGACAACAUGAAUGCCGAGGUUGUGCUUGGAAACAUCCGGACUCGCGACGAAGGCGUUGACUGGUUGGGGUACACCUAUCUGUUUGUGCGCAUGCUUCGAUCUCCGGGCCUGUACAGCGUCGGUGCGGAUUAUGAAGAUGACGACGCGUUGGAGCAGAAGCGGGUGGACCUCGUCCACUCGGCGGCCAUUAUCCUCGAGAGAGCGGGCCUUGUCAAGUAUGAGAAGAAGACGGGCCGCUUACAGUCCACGGAGCUGGGCCGCGUUGCCUCGCAUUACUAUAUCGGCCACAACUCCAUGUUGACGUACUCGCAGCAUCUUCAGCCGUCGAUCACCACCAUCGAGCUGUUCCGCAUCUUCGCUCUCAGUGACGAGUUCAAGUACAUCCCUGUCCGGCAGGACGAGAAACUUGAGCUGGCCAAGCUCCUCGGUCGCGUUCCCGUCCCUGUCAAGGAGGGUAUCGACGAGCCCCAUGCGAAGAUCAAUGUCUUGUUGCAGGCAUAUAUCUCGCGUCUCAAGCUGGAAGGGCUGGCCCUGAUGGCCGAUAUGGUUUACGUCACCCAGUCGGCUGGUCGUAUUCUCCGGGCCAUCUUCGAGAUCUCUUUGAAGAAGGGCUGGUCGUCCGUCGCGAAGAUUGCUCUCGAUCUGUGCAAGAUGGCUGAGAGACGCAUGUGGCCUACGAUGACCCCGCUUCGCCAGUUCUCGUCUUGCCCCCGGGAUAUCCUACAGAAGGCCGAGAGAAUCGACGUGCCGUGGCAAAGCUAUUUCGAUCUCGACCCACCCCGGAUGGGUGAGCUACUCGGUAUGCCCAAGGCUGGGCGGAUUGUUUGCGAUCUGGUCGCCAAAUUCCCUCGAUUGGAAGUCCAGGCCCAGGUCCAACCUAUCACGCGAUCCAUGCUCCGGGUUGAGCUGACCAUCACUCCCAACUUCGUGUGGGACGAUGACUUGCACGGUACUGCGCAGGACUUCUGGAUCUUGGUAGAGGAUUGCGAUGGGGAGGAUAUCUUGUUCCACGAUCGGUUUAUCCUGCGCCGCGACUACGCCCAAGGCGAGGUCACCGAGCACCUAGUCGACUUCACCGUGCCUAUCACGGAACCGAUGCCGCCCAAUUACUUCAUCACCCUUGUUUCCGACCGCUGGAUGCAUUCCGAGACCAAGGUUGCUGUGUCUUUCCAGAAGCUGAUUCUGCCGGAACGCUUCCCCCCUCACACGCCCCUGCUGGACAUGCAGCGGGCUCCCGUCAAGGCCUUGAAGCGCGACGACUACCAGAAGCUGUAUCCAGACUGGCAGUACUUCAACAAGAUCCAGACCCAGACGUUCAAGUCCCUCUACGACUCGGACGAGAAUGUCUUUGUCGGCGCUCCUACUGGUAGCGGCAAGUCCAUCUGCGCAGAACUUGCCUUGCUCCGCAAUUGGGCUCAGGGAGACAGUGGCCGGGCGGUUUAUGUUGCUCCUUUCCAGGAGCUUGUUGAUCAGAAACUUGCCGAUUGGGGCAAGCGGCUGAGCAAGGUCGGUGGGGGCAAGAACAUCGUGAAGCUCACUGGCGAAACCACUGCCGAUCUGAAGCUCCUGGAGCGGGCCGAUUUGGUUCUCGCUACGCCUACGCAGUGGGACGUCCUGUCCCGACAAUGGCAACGGCGCAAGAACGUGCAAUCCGUGCAGCUGUUCAUCGCGGAUGAGCUCCACAUGCUCGGAGGUUACGGUGGCUACAUCUACGAAGUCGUGGUCUCCCGCAUGCACUCUAUCGCGCUGCAGCUGGAGAACGGCAUGCGUAUCGUCGGGUUGAGCGUGCCUCUCGCCAACGCCCGUGAUAUCGGCGAGUGGAUUGGGGCCAACAAGCACACAAUCUACAACUUCAGCCCCCAUGCUCGCCCCGUUCCCCUGGAACUCCAUAUCCAGUCCUUCAGCAUUCCCCAUUUCCCGUCACUGAUGCUCGCUAUGGCCCGGCCCGCCUAUAUGUCCAUCUUGCAGCUGUCUCCGGACAAGCCGUCUCUUAUCUUUGUGCCCAACCGCAAACAGACCCGAUCUUCGGCCAUGGAUCUGUUGGCUGCAUGUGCCGUGGAUGAUGACGAAGACCGUUUCCUCAACGCCGAGGUGAGCGAGAUGGCGCCCCUUCUCAGUCGUAUUAACGAGCGGACGUUGGCCGAGUCGCUCUCUCACGGAAUCGGUUACUACCACGAGGCGCUGAGCUCCACCGACAAGCGAAUUGUCUCCCAUCUGUUCUCGAUCGGGGCCAUCCAGGUGCUUCUGGCCUCGCGGGAGGUCUGCUGGGAGCUGGAUGUUACGGCACAUCUGGUCGUUGUCAUGGGGACCCAGUUCUUCGAGGGUAGAGAACAUCGGUACAUCGAUUACCCGAUCAGCGAGAUCCUGCAGAUGUUCGGCAAGGCUUCUCGCCCGGGCCAGGACCAGAUCGGCCGCGGCGUACUCAUGGUUCCCUCCGUCAAGCGUGAAUACUAUAAGAAGUUCCUCAACGAAGCGCUGCCGGUUGAAUCCCAUCUGCAGGCUUACAUGCACGAUGCGUUCGUGACGGAGGUGAGCACGCGGACCAUCGGGUCCACCCAGGAUGCCGUGGACUGGAUGACGUACACCUACUUCUAUCGGCGUCUGCUGGCGAACCCGAGUUUCUACGGGCUCAGCGACGUCAGCCACGAGGGACUGAGCACGUUCCUAUCGGAGAUGGUUGAGAACACGCUGAAGGAACUGAGCGAGGCCAAGAUCAUCGACCUCGACGAGGAGGACGACAGCGUGUCGCCGCUGAACGCCGCCAUGAUCGGCGCCUACUACAACAUCUCGUUCAUCACCAUGCAGACCUUCCUCCUGUCGCUGUCGGCACGGACCAAGCUCAAGGGUAUCCUGGAGAUCGUCACGUCUGCCACUGAGUUCGAGUCGAUCCAGAUGCGUCGUCAUGAGGAGCACAUUCUGCGCCGCGUGUACGACCGCGUGCCCGUCAAGAUGUCCGAGUCGGCGUACGAGUCGCCGCACUUCAAGGCCUUUGUGCUGCUGCAGGCGCACUUCUCGCGCAUGCAGCUACCGAUUGAUCUCGCCAAGGACCAGGAGGAGAUCGUCAGCAAGGUGCUGAAUCUGCUCAGCGCGUGUGUGGAUGUGCUGUCGUCGGAAGGCCACCUCAACGCUAUGAACGCCAUGGAGAUGUCGCAGAUGGUGGUCCAGGCUAUGUGGGACCGCGACAGUCCCCUGAAACAGAUCCCGCACUUCGGCCCGGAGGUCAUCCAGGUGGCCAACGAGUACGAAAUCAACGACAUCUUCGAGUUCAUGGAGGCCAUGGACCCGUCCGAGAACAAGAACUACGCUACGCUGGUGAAGCGACUUGGCCUCGACAACAAGCAGCUGGCGCAGGCUGCGGCGUUCACCAACGAGAAGUAUCCCAACAUCGACCUGGACUUCCAGGUCGAGGACCCGGAGAACGUCACCUCUGGCGAACCGGCCUACCUCAAGGUCAAGAUCGAGCGCGAGGUGGAAGAAGACGAGGAGCCCGACACGACUGUGCACGCGCCCUUCUACCCCAACAAGAAGAUGGAGAACUGGUGGCUGGUGGUCGGCGACGAGAAGACCAAGAGCCUGCUCGCCAUCAAGCGCGUGACUAUCGGCCGGACGCUCGAUCUGCGGCUGGAGUACAUCGUGCCAUCGCCUGGCGAGCACGAGCUGACUCUGUACCUGAUGAGCGACAGCUACGUGGGUGUCGACCAGGCGCCUACAUUCAAGGUCACUGCCGCGGAGGGGAUGGAAGAGGACGACGAGAGCGAGGAGGAAGACGAGGAAUAAAUAAUUACUGGAAAAGGGAAAGGGAAAGGGAAUUGUGGGGAAUGGAACCCCCCAUUGGAUUGGUACUAUUCACAUUUGGAAUUGAUGUACAUUAUACUAGUAUCUAUCUGCAAGCUUGCCACGUUGA
Aspergillus candidus is the source of this 6955-nucleotide messenger RNA. Its product is annotated as ATP-dependent RNA helicase BRR2. Lineage: Eukaryota; Fungi; Ascomycota; Eurotiomycetes; Eurotiales; Aspergillaceae. Gene Ontology annotation, cellular component: nucleus. The transcript is spliced from 3 exons. Bases 196 to 6828 code for a protein of 2210 amino acids. Gene Ontology annotation, molecular function: nucleic acid binding; ATP binding; ATP hydrolysis activity. The record is from RefSeq and is a predicted model, not a curated record.